Aspergillus novofumigatus IBT 16806 is the source of this 2038-nucleotide messenger RNA. Its product is annotated as putative metaphase-anaphase transition protein (Mlo2). The transcript is spliced from 4 exons. Lineage: Eukaryota; Fungi; Ascomycota; Eurotiomycetes; Eurotiales; Aspergillaceae. The record is from RefSeq and is a predicted model, not a curated record. The coding region runs from base 278 to 1852 and encodes 524 amino acids. Gene Ontology annotation, cellular component: cytoplasm. Gene Ontology annotation, molecular function: ubiquitin protein ligase activity; zinc ion binding.
CAAGACUUGAAGAACCAAAUUUGUUCUAUCCACCAUCCACGGCUGGCAAUCUUUUGGGUCUUUGCUUCCACGCAGUCAAGGCCAUCCGCAAAAUACUGAGCUCCUUGGAGAUUACAACCAGCAAAGGUUGGUGCAAACAGAACAAACAUCUUGUGCAUCCGCGUCGCGUCGGAUCUUGAUAGGGACUUGGUCGUAUCUUCAACCUGACACAUUGCUUGAUAUAUCUGUUGUCCUGUUUCAGUGACCGGUUAGCCUAAUAACAAGAGCGAUAGCGACAAUGAGCUCCUCUGAACCGGUUGAGCCGUUAGCCGGCACCGACCAGCAGAAGAACUCUCAAGAUGCCGGUAAGCGGAGAGAGAGCUUCAGCUCUCAGAACUCGCAAACCGCCAAAGAAUUCAUCGAAUCGCAAAUGCGUCUCGAGGCCGACGCCCGCGAGAUCCUACCAUACUCCUUUGAUUCCUGCACACAAGCUCUAGGACCCCUGCGACAGAUCCUGUUUGCUUGUCUCACAUGCAACCCUCCGUCCGAUAAGCCAGAUGCACCGCACACUUCCGCAGGCGUCUGCUACUCCUGCUCUAUCGCUUGCCACGGCGAACAUACCCUUGUCGAGCUAUUCAGUAAGAGAAACUUUGUCUGCGACUGUGGUACAACGCGCGUGUCGUCCGGCCUACCCUGUACGCUUCGGAAUGACCCCAAGACCGGUGCAAAGGGCGCUCGGUCCCAGGAACCAGCGCCGGAGAACAAUUACAACCACAAUUUUCAGAACAGGUUCUGCGGCUGUGGCGAGAACUACAAUGCCUUCGAAGAAAAAGGAACAAUGUUUCAGUGUCUUGGGCUGGGUACGGUCGAAACCGGUGGUUGUGGUGAGGAUUGGUGGCAUCCGGAGUGCCUGAUCGGUCUGCCAAGGAACUGGUAUAAGAAAGCGAAAGCUGCGACGGAGGAUGUCGAGGCCGCGAAGCAGAAUGGUGAGGCGGAUGACAAUGACGAUGAGGAUACGCCUCUGCCCCCGGGAUUCCCGGCCGAAGAUGACUUCGAGACAUUCUUGUGUUACAAAUGUGUCGAAUCAAAUCCAUGGUUGAAGCGAUACGCAGGAACACCGGGGUUUCUUCCGGCAGUCUACAAAGAAGGCAGACUGUCCAAAGGCCCCGAGGAGCAGCGCACAAGCGCAGAGCCUCCGAACGCGCCUUCCGAGCCGUUGACCAACACAAAGAAACGCAAGGCGGACGACGAUGACACGACAGAGGCAAAGGAGACAGACGUGCCAUCUGCAAAGCGGACAAAGUCAGAGGUCGAUAAUGAAGAAAUCCCCACAGAAUCAAAGCCAGACACGACUCAACGCGAACCCGCCAAACCCAAGCACGAAUCCCUCCCUAACCCACCCCCAUCCGGAGCAUUUUCCCUCUUCCUCAAAGAAGACUUCCGCGAGCGCUUCUGCCGCUGCCCAGAGUGUUACCCCAACCUGGCCAAGUACCCCCAACUCCGCGAAGAGGAGGAAACAUACGAGCCCCCUCUCUCGGAGGAUGGUGAUGCCAACGGCGGAGGCAGCACCGGAACAGGCAGUAUCUACGACCGCGGCGAGGCAGCCUUGAGUAACAUCGACCGUGUCCGGGCUAUCGAGGGUGCGAUGGUGUAUAACCACCUCCGUGAUAAAGUGAAGGAGUUUUUGAAGCCCUUUGCGGAGUCCGGCACGGCGGUCAGUGCUGAGGAUAUCAAGGCCUACUUUGAGAAGUUGCGUGGUGAUGAGAAGCCGAUCAAGGAUGCUGCUGCUGGUCAGGCCUCCGCUUCUUCCGGGAAUGGCGGCAACGAGAAGGACGAGGGAGGAGAUGGUCGGAAAGAACAAAGUGGCUACUGAGAUUAUGCGUCUUUUCGGCUCAAUCUUGACAUCGAAUUGUAUUUUAUGAAACGCAAUAAUGAAAUGGAUCUAGAAAUGGGAAUCGGUAAUGGCACUGGGAUUUCAUUAGGCGUUUAUGGAGGGAAGGAAUGGAUGGAAUUUGUACAUCAAAGCACCUAUUUCAUUUGCAAUCUAAGUCUAAUUACU